AUGAACCACUUAAACUCCCGCCGCGUCCAUUUUGAUAUACCGAUGGACGAUGAGUCUGAAUCUCAAGUGCCCUCAUCUAACGCUGGCGACAAAUCGAACAUGAUGUAUUUUGGGAUUGGGCCUCCGCCAGUGCUUCCAGGUACUGACACACCGGCUGGGCCGGCUGCACCGCCAUACCAGCUGAACUUCAGAUUUGAACCUGAGCAACCGACCUCACCAGUCAUGCAACCGCUGUUCAACUUUGGGUUUCAUGCUGACACAGAGUUGUCACCGUCUCAUCCAGCGGCAGCUCCUAGAGCUGACAUGGCAGUUGUGCCGUCGACACCACCCUACCGGCUCAACUUUGGGUUUGACCCUCAUGAGUCAACACUGCCAGCCCUUCAACCGGCAUUCAACUUUGGGUUUGACGCCGGCAUGGAGAUCUCGCCCACACCUCCUCGAGCAGGUUCAUCCUUUUUAGAUUUCGGCUGGAACACAUCUGUCACAAGAGAUGUUCCAGUCACACCGGUAACCAAACCAUUCAAUUUUGGAAUGGAUUUGGAUCUUACUCCACAAUGGUCAGCGACACCACCCGCCAUCCUCACUCCCCCGCCACCAACGCCAAGACCAGCAUUCAACUUUGGUUGGAAUCUAUCGCCGACACCAUCGCCGGGUCCACCACUUCAUGUCGGAUAUGAUAUCACGAAUACACCAUUCCAGUUCAAUUGUCAAGUUCCUCCGGCAAAGGUAGGAGUUUGGCAACCAGUUCUGGUGAAGGAGGCCGUCCCUACUCACACGCCGCCCGCUUCUCAUUUGAAUAUGGCGUACACCCCAAAGGCACUGCCAAAUGUGGAGUUUGCUGUCCCGAAGAAAAGUAUGCUGAGCAGUAGUUCCGACACAUUUGAACCUCGGCCCUCCUUUCUGAGCGUGGUCGGCGAUGCUGAGCAGGUGGUGAGGAACAUUGUGGAAUGGCUCCAAGGCGAUGAAUUCGAUAAACUGGCGCAGUUGAUGCUGGGCAGCAUUGUAAACCCCACCGAUGAUGUCCGGGACCCCAAGCCCACCAAAGUCCUGGACAGCAACUGGGUCAUAUUGUCAGUGUUCUGUGAGAGCAGGGAUAAGUUGACUCAGAUCUUUGAAGAUUUGAUCCACUUGCAUCACAUGGCGGCGGUGCAGGCCAGAGUUGUUCCAAUGGUGGCCUCUCUCUCAACACAGGUGCAGAAAGUGGAGGGAAAGUCUCGAGGUACUGAGUAG
Suillus discolor is the source of this 1230-nucleotide messenger RNA. RefSeq lists its product as uncharacterized. The coding region runs from base 1 to 1230 and encodes 409 amino acids. Lineage: Eukaryota; Fungi; Basidiomycota; Agaricomycetes; Boletales; Suillaceae. The transcript has 4 exons. The record is from RefSeq and is a predicted model, not a curated record.